GGAGUGGAGUCCAUUAAAACAUGACCCAAACAAGCCUCAUAUUUUGCUCUAAAAACGCAGGGCAAAGCGUGAUAAAACGACAUAAAAGCACCAAACCAUGUAAUUGACUUGAACUCUGACAACUCGUCGCUUUCCAUCUUCCCAUUCAAGUUUUCAAUCUGCCCGCUAAGUGGCCUUAAACCAGAGGAUUUAUGGGUUGGGUUUUACGCUUUUAUACGGCAUUGUUCGUUGCUUGGUGAUAGCUCUUUAGAGUUUUACUUUUUCUAGUUUUCUUUACCUUCGCCCGCGUUUCUAUAUUCACCAGAUAUUUCACGCUGUCGGGUUCCAGGUGCUCGACGAAAUGCCUGAACCAUGCUUUCCUUUACUACCGCGCCAACCCAUUUCUUUGUAUCGCUGAAUUCUUUCGUUAAAUUGAGCCCCUAUACAUUUCCCUUCUCUAUUUUUCAAGGUAGUUCAAGAAAGAAGAAAGAACAGCUUACGUCUCUGCACUUCCUUGCAGUCAAGGAGGCUGGUUGUACGUUGGGGUUUGUUGACGUGAAGAGAAGGAAUUAUAGGGAUUAUUGUUGGAGUUGUGCUGGGUUUGUCAGGAGGUGUAGACAAGAUUGCGGAAGUGAGGGAGAUUUUGCAUUGGAGGCGGAGAUUUUGGAGUUCAUGAAGAAUUCGCAUAAACCAGAGGCGUUUCCAAGCAAGAAAGAGUUAACUGAUGCCGGAAGGGUCGAUCUUGUGGACGCUAUUUGGAAGCGAGGAGGCUGGCGCUCUUUAGGUUGGGAUUUGGAAGAUAGAGUAAACGACGGGUUUCUCUAUAAUGGUGAUGUGAGUUGGGAUUCGAUAGCAGAUAAAGAAUGCAAGAAUAUGGUGAUUCCAGAUAAAGUUUUGAAUGGUAAUGAAGAAUUGAGCCCUGAAGUUUCUUCCUUUAACGAAGGUUCAUAUUCUCCAGCUUCCUCGUCUGGUAGAUCACUAGAAACAGCAGCUGAGGAUGAUUCUGGGAUAGAGGGUAUAUUAAGUCGAUUGGAGAAAGAAAGGAAUAAGAAUUUUGGGUUUGGUUUGAGAGAGAAGGCAGAAAAUACUCGUGUCCGAAGUAAUGAUCUUGGACACGACUUGCUGGCUAAAAGCUCGAAGAAUGUGACAGUUGCUGACUUAGAAAGAAACAAUAGACCUGCAUUAUCAAGCCCUACCAAUGGCACAAUCAAUGGUUCAGAGUGCAAGCUCAAUCACAGCACAUCUCUAUCAAAUAUUGAUGGUUUCAGAAAUUCACUGAAGCCAGAUACUUGGAGAACGUGGAGCAUUAAGAGGGCUGGGUUUUCAGAAAUGGAAUUUGAAGCUGAUGAAAUCAUUUCUUACGGAACUAGAACAGUAGCUGGGAUGGAUGAUAUGGGAAAUGAAAUAGUGGAAAAGGAGGAGGAUGAUACAGCAUCCUUAAACAGAAGGAAAGAUAACUCUUCCCAUGAAAGGAUUAACACCAAUAAAAUACGAAGUCGCCUUCAACAAUUGGAGUCAGAACUUUCCUCUGUACUUAACAUGUUAAAAUCAAACACUAGUGGAAGUGUGUCAGAGAAAGCGGAUCAUGAAAGCACUGUUGAUAAUUUGCUGAAGCUUUCUGAUGCUUGGGAGUUUCAAGAAAAUGAGGUCAUUAAUGCUCAGGCUAAAUUACGGUCAAUACGAGCAAAAUUAGCGGUAUUAGAUGGGAAAAUGGCGCUUGCAAUAAUUGAUGCACAAAAGAUGGUGGAAGAGAAGCAGAAAAGAGUAGAUAGUGCCCGGAGAGCUUUACGACUUCUACGUACUGCCUGCAUAGUUUGGCCUAAUUCUGCCUCAGAGGUCCUCUUAGCUGGAUCAUUUGAUGGAUGGGCCUCGAAGAGGAAGAUGCAGAAGUCAAGCACGGGCAUCUUUUCUUUAUGCAUGACAUUGUAUCCAGGCAGAUACGAGAUCAAAUUCAUAGUUGAUGGUGAGUGGAGAAUUGAUCCCCUACGCCCUAUUGUUCAGAGUGAUGGAUACGAGAAUAAUCUGCUCAUCAUCACAUGAGAAGAUACCUUUGUCAUCCGAAGAUGUCAAAAGUGCAUUUUGAUUUCACCUGUAAAUGCAGAGAGAUUAAUUGGGAGAUUAAUUGGGGUUUAAACUUGUUUCUCCUAUUCAGAAAUGACUCGUCUUAAAUAGAGACAUCAGCAAAUACAAUCUAUUAUAAAGAUAAUAUCACACAGCUGUACACUUAUCAAUA
This is a messenger RNA of Manihot esculenta (cassava), 2212 nucleotides long. Its product is annotated as protein PTST homolog 2, chloroplastic. Lineage: Eukaryota; Viridiplantae; Streptophyta; Magnoliopsida; Malpighiales; Euphorbiaceae. The record is from RefSeq and is a predicted model, not a curated record. The transcript has 8 exons. Bases 352 to 2019 code for a protein of 555 amino acids.